AACCCAUAACAGCACACAGCUGAUUGUAGAAACGAAAAGGUUAUUGAAUUUAAUGAAAUUACUGUUGAUUAAUUACGAUAUUUUGCUUCCGUUUUGGAAAAAAUAAGAAUUCAUUUAUUGUAUUUUAAUUGUCAAGAUAAUUUUUUUUCCGUUACAUAAUUAAUGACUUUAAGGUAAACCUUUGUUUUCGGAACAUUUAUUGGUGUAACAGAUGUUUGUCGUGAGAAAUGUCACAAAUUGAUAUUAAAGACUUAUUCGACGAAAGUAGAUUUCCCAGUGGCUGGAAACUAGUGUCUCUGCUUCUGUAUGCUCCAUUGGGAUUGAUAUUGGUCGUUAUUCGUCUAUUAAUUAGUCUUCAAAUUUGGAUAUUAGCUUCAAUUCUUCCCAAUUGUCGACCAUUACGAACAUAUCUACACAAUGGUCUCAGUUUGUCGUUUGGAAUUAUUGUUAAAAUUGCACCCGACAGCGAGAAACGUGAUCCAGAGACGAGGAUCGUAGUUGCAAAUCAAAUCUCGACAAUGGAUCAUUUUGUGAUUCGUCGAGUCGCCCAAACAGUAACUCCAAGUGUUUGGGAACUUCCAAGUUCGCUCAGCGAAGCAUUAGGUAUUCAUAAAAUGGACAUGAGUAGUAAGGAUGUUCUUGUGGCAAAUAUAAAACAAAUUCUUGCUACAACAAAAAGUAAUAUUGCCCUUCAACCUGAAUUUGGCGCAACAAAUAAUCGUGUUGCGCUAUUGAAAUUUAACUCAUGGCCAUUUGGAAUUGAAUCAUCUGUUCAACCUUGCGUAAUUAAGGCAAAGAGGCCUGAAUUUGUUGAUGUAAGACUCACAUCCGUUGCGUCCACGAUAUGGAUUGAUGUUCUUUGGUUUCUCUUUGUUCCUUAUACAAUUUUCACAUUAAAAUAUCUUAAAGUUAAGAAAAAUACCGAUCAAGAAAUUCUCGUGCGAGAAGUCGAGAAAGAAAUUGCAAAUGAUCUUCAUCUGCAAACAAGUACGCACACUAUUUCCGAUAAAAAUGAAUAUGAAAAACGUUAUCUACGUGAAAAAAUGCAAAAUCGAGGAACUCAAAGUAGAGGAGUGCAAAGCAGAGGUUCCACUUCUCGUCAGGCUGGAAGUGUCGAUAUGCUGCGAAUGGCUCAACGUGUUAACGAAGUACUUCCCAUGGUUCCACGCAAUGUGGUUCUCCGCGAUUUGUUGAAAACAAGAAAUGCGGAAAUAACAAUAGCCAAUCUCCUCGACGGCAUAGUGACUUACACACCGGAACAGUCGUCACCAAUUGUCCAGGAGAAUUCGGUGCCAAAGCACCAGGCACAAAUGACAAAAGGUAUUAAAAUGCCGGGUACACUUUCCUUCCAGGAAAGAAAAGCAAAAAUGAUAGCAGAAGCCCGCGAGAAAUAUAUAGAGAAGCACGGACUCAAAAACUGUUGAUGUUCUCAAUGAGAAUUACAAAUUUUAAUACCACCACUUAAUAAAUAAGGUAAAUUGAGAACAAAAAAAAAAGAAAAAAAGUUGUAUCAUACAUGUUUUUGUUGUAUAUGUAUU
Leptopilina boulardi is the source of this 1538-nucleotide messenger RNA. Its product is annotated as lipid droplet-regulating VLDL assembly factor AUP1-like. Gene Ontology annotation, cellular component: membrane. The transcript has 3 exons. The record is from RefSeq and is a predicted model, not a curated record. The coding region runs from base 228 to 1424 and encodes 398 amino acids. Lineage: Eukaryota; Metazoa; Arthropoda; Insecta; Hymenoptera; Figitidae. Gene Ontology annotation, molecular function: ubiquitin binding.